UGCACCUUGCAGCGCUUAGGCCGCGCUAAUUCUGCACUUGUUCAACUAACAUAUAGCUAGGAUUGGGCACAAGGAUUUUGACAACUAUGGGAACUGAUGUUGGGAUUAUGGCCGGAGAGGAUGAUGGGACUCCCUCUCCGUUUGGCAAACCACUCGGUCCCGUCACGAUAAUCGGGCUGGGAAGAAAAUACAAAUCAUUGGGAAUUUAUGGUGAGGGCUCACGAAGAACCGAGACCAUCACCGAGUCCAAGACUAUUACUACCACCACUACCGAAAUUAUUGAAGAAAUCACUUGGGAAUAUGAAGUGUAUGAUAGGGAGACGCAGACCUCGAUAGAACGCACGGACCACAACUUAAGCCCUGACGAGGCACCGGAAGUUACGCAUAUCCGGGCUGAAUGGGCAACAUUCAAGGAUUUCAUCCUGCGUGACUUCCAUGCAUAUGCGGAUGUUGAUCUUGCUGCAAAGUAUACCGCUGAAGGUGCUACUUUUCGGAAACUCUUGAAGCACUAUAAAGAAGCUUGCGAGAAAGAGGGCCGGAGGGCUGCAGAAAGUUCUGCCGACCCCAGCGGAGCGCAGGAUGGUGACUUUCGGCAACGUUUACUGGACAUGAUGAAUUGGUGCGCUGCCAAAGGUCCCGAGCGUGGUAUUGCGAGGCCAUAUCAAAACAAGAUUAAAUGGGUCUUGUCCUCUCAUGAUGAUACCCAUCCGACUCGGUGUUUGGGAGUGGAGGACCCGGGCUUUUUGCACACCAUGGAGGAAGUCUGUCGCUGGUCGGAUGUUCUUGUGGUGAUGGAUAUUCAGUCAUCUCUCCCCAAACAAAUGGGAGCCCCACUCAAUGCUGAUAUCGGUGAAAGUUCUCGCGUGUUGAGGAAGCGGAGCUACGGAGAGGAAGAGGAAAGGGCAAACGAUUCGCCUCGAAAGCGCUUGCGCACAGGGGAUUCUGAAACAAUGGAUAUUUCACAGCCCAUUGGGUCCCCCCUUGAUAAUCCCGAGACGCCGUCAUCGGGUCUUCCUCUACCCACGGCUGACGACAAAUUGUCCCAGUAUGCCAUGGAGGCGUUCUCAGCACUCGGGAAUCGGCGGCACGUCCUAGGGAUACUUGUCGCAGGCACAAAAGUCCAGUUCCGCUACUAUGACCGCGCAGGGACAAUAUCUUCAACGGAUAUCGAAUUGGAAAAGGACGCUCAAGAAUUCGCUGCUGCGGUUAUGUGCUUUUCCUUGAUGACUCCCCAGUUACUCGGCCGGGAAUUACUAUUCACCCAAAUUCCCAAGUCUGCUCAGACCAAUUCGCCAUUCGGAACGCUCACUGGUGCCAAGAUCCGCGUUGAUGGUUUGAAAUUUGAAAUCGACAAACCCGUCUACGUUUCAAGGGCACUUUUUGGGCGAGGCACAGCAGUGUAUCGGGCAUUUAAUAUCACAGACCAUCCUCCCAUCGACGAUGAACAGGCAGAUGAUGGUGCAUAUUCCUUCGAGGAAAAAGGCGAAAUCUACAAACCAGGCGAGGGUCCACUUCAUUCUCAUGACGAGGAAGAAGAGUAUGAAGAGGAAGGGAACGAAGUUGAGGGAGUUAGAAAUAAGUCACCCCCCGGACGUAAGAGGGCUCCGAAGGUUGUCAUCAUUAAAUUAUCCUGGCAACCAGUCGACUGUGAUAAUGAAGCUGAGCUUCUCAAAGAUGCCCGAAAAGGACAAGAGCCCUUCUGCACUCCUCACCUCUUUGCUACUCGGGUUGGAGGGAAACUGUCCGAUUAUGACAGACGCUUUAACCUCCCCGAUCCUCUAACAGUUCCUGGUCAAUUUGCUGAUCGUGUUCUUCGGGUGCAAGUAGUGGGGCCUGUCUUGAGGCCUCUCUACACGUGUCAAGAUAAUUGGAAAGAAGUACUACUGAGCAUCCUUGAUGGCCAUCAUGAGCUGUUCGAGAACCUCGGGAUUCUACAUCGAGACAUCAGCGUCAACAACCUCAUGUACGAUCCUAACGAACCUGAGUAUGGCUAUCUCAUUGAUUUGGACCGCGCCGAACGAGUUAUGGAUGUGGAAACCAAGACAAUGCUUACUCGCAAUCCAUGUCCGCCUGUCGGGACCAAGGCGUUCCUCUCAAUAGAGCUAUGCACGGACAAACCUGUUCUUCAUCUUUAUCGUCAUGACUUGGAGUCUUUCUUCUAUGUGCUGGCUUGGCUUUUGUCGCGCUAUAGGGAUGGGAAACGCACCAACUCCCAAGCGUUUUCCGAGUGGGGAACAGGCGAUUGGGACACUGUCAAAAAGCAGAAGCAAUCCAUGUUCUCGUCGGAAUAUAAAUAUCCUGAGGACGUACCAUCAUGGGCAACUGCGAGGUGGCUGAUUCCCUUGGGCAAGCUUUUCGAAGCCGGGUAUGCAGCUAAGGAAAAGGCUGUAAAUGAGGGGACGCUGGCGGACUUCGAUGACGAGACGUUGGGAGGGCAUGUGACUUUCGACGGUUUUAAUGCCGUCCUUCAUCGUGAUGAUUAGCGGCGACGGAGGGAUGUGGUGCCAGUGCUUGAAGACUAAAAUCUAUUUAUUGAGACGGUUUCAUCUGCUCAUCUUUGUGCUUGUUUCUAGGAUGUUUGUAUUAUUGUAUUGGAUGUGUAUAAUCUCGCUUCUAUUCCUUGUUGCUCUAGUAAUGUUACGAAGU
This is a messenger RNA of Cantharellus anzutake, 2646 nucleotides long. RefSeq lists its product as uncharacterized. The transcript is spliced from 3 exons. Lineage: Eukaryota; Fungi; Basidiomycota; Agaricomycetes; Cantharellales; Hydnaceae. The record is from RefSeq and is a predicted model, not a curated record. The coding region runs from base 87 to 2483 and encodes 798 amino acids.